Drosophila willistoni is the source of this 1739-nucleotide messenger RNA. It is a transcript of the gene TyrRS, whose product is annotated as tyrosine--tRNA ligase, cytoplasmic. The record is from RefSeq and is a predicted model, not a curated record. Gene Ontology annotation, molecular function: ATP binding; tRNA binding; tyrosine-tRNA ligase activity. The transcript is spliced from 3 exons. Lineage: Eukaryota; Metazoa; Arthropoda; Insecta; Diptera; Drosophilidae. Gene Ontology annotation, biological process: tyrosyl-tRNA aminoacylation. The coding region runs from base 72 to 1661 and encodes 529 amino acids.
GCAUUUUCCAUAUCUCUUCCUCUUACCAACCGCUCCUACCGAAUCUUGUGAAGCAAUUUAUAGGCGGAAAAAUGGUUGAACUCACACCCGAAGAAAAGAAAGAGCUGAUCACUCGCAACCUGCAGGAGACUCUGGGCGAGGAUAAGCUCAAUGCCAUCCUUAAGGAGCGGGAUUUGAAAAUCUAUUGGGGCACUGCCACCACCGGCAAGCCCCAUGUGGCUUACUUUGUUCCCAUGUCUAAGAUUGCUGAUUUCCUGAAGGCCGGAUGUGAAGUGACCAUUCUGUUUGCCGAUCUUCAUGCCUAUUUGGAUAAUAUGAAGGCGCCGUGGUCAUUGCUCGAGCUCAGAACACAAUACUAUGAGCAAGUGAUUAAAUCCAUGCUGAGAUCUAUUGGAGUUCCCCUGGAGAAGUUACGUUUCGUCAAAGGCAGUGACUAUCAGUUGUCCAAGGAAUACACUUUGGAUGUCUACAAGCUAACUUCGGUGGUGACUCAGCAUGAUGCGAAAAAGGCAGGAGCCGAAGUGGUCAAACAAGUUGAAUAUCCUUUGCUGUCUGGUUUACUCUACCCAGGAUUGCAGGCUCUAGAUGAGGAAUACUUGAAGGUUGACGCUCAAUUUGGAGGCGUUGAUCAAAGAAAGAUUUUCACCUUUUCGGAGAAAUAUUUACCACAAUUGGGCUAUGAGAAGAGAAUCCAUUUCAUGAAUCCCAUGGUUCCCGGCCUUGCUGGUGGCAAAAUGUCAUCCUCGGAAGAGGAUUCGAAAAUUGAUUUGCUCGACUCGCCAGCCAAUCUCAAGAAGAAACUGAAGAAGGCCUUCUGUGAGCCUGGAAACAUUGCCGACAAUGGUCUUCUGUCGUUUGUCAAACAUGUCCUGUUCUCCUUGUUCGCAGAAGGCGAGGGAUUUGAGGUGAAACGUGUGCCAGAUCAUGGUGGCGAUGUUACUUUCCUCAACUAUGCCGAUUUGGAGCAAUAUUAUGCCGAGAACAAGCUACACCCCGGUGACCUGAAAGCAUCUGUGGAGAAGUACAUUAACCGUUUGCUAGAUCCCAUUCGAAAGGACUUUGAGAAGCCAGAAUUGCAAAAACUCAGUCUAGCUGCUUAUCCUCCGCCAGCAAAGGUUAAAGGCGGCGCUGCUGCUGCUCCUGCUGCUGGUUCUGCAGUAGAUGAGGAUUCACCAGCUCGCCUGGAUAUACGCGUGGGUAAAGUCUUGGAAGUCGCACGCCAUCCUGAUGCAGACACUUUGUAUGUUCUGAAGAUUGAUCUGGCUGAGGCUCAGCCGCGUACUAUAAUCAGUGGUCUGGUGAAAUUUGUCACCCAAGAGGAAUUGGACCAACGACUUGUCGCUGUGUUAUGCAAUCUGAAGCCAUCCAAAAUGAGGGGCAUCCUAUCUGAGGGCAUGGUUCUCUGUACCUCAAAUGCCGACCAUACAGUAGUGGAGCCCAUCGUAUUGCCCUCAACAGCUACGCCUGGCAGCAGAUUAGCAUUUGAAGGCUUCUCUGGCACACCCGAUGAGCUAUUGAAUCCCAAGAAAAAGGUUUGGGAGAAACUUUCUGUGGACCUUAAGACAAACGCAGAUGGUCAGGCUGUCUGGAAAGACAGUUUCCUGCUUACCACCGAAGGCGACAAACUUUCCAGCAAAUUGGCCAAUUGCAGCAUUAAAUGAACACAACUUCUUAGCCAGACUACCUGAGCCUAUGUAAUACUAUUCUUUAGACAGAAAACUACAAAAACAAAUAACUUA